UCAUUGGGAACCCCAAUCGAAUGGCCGAGUUGUUUCGCAUUGCUUAUUUUCGUGUAUAAAAUAAAUUCAACUUAUUUUUAACUCUUUUCAACAUUGCGGAAUUCUUAUUUAUCAGUUGCGCUUAUGUAUUUUUAUUUGUUCAAGUGUUUUUGACGUAUUCCCAACAUGUUCCACCGCGAGUGCGUUACGGGUUCAUUGCCUUAUGUAAAACUCGAAGUGGUGUUUCUUCCGUGAGUGACCGAAAUAUACGGUGUCUUAUGUAUGAUGUGUGUGUGUUAUAAACAGGGUUAAUUUACUGGAAAAUACAAUGUCAAAUUCGACGGCUCAAGUGUUGAUGAAAAAGGGCAAGCGGGGUGCCGCUGCGUACAUCCAUGCGGACUGUGCGAGUGGCUCGCCUCAACACCUGGGGCCGCUGCUGGACGUGUUGCUGAACCCCAGCAAGACCAUCGAUGAAUGGGAGACCAUCGACUGGUGCCGCUGGCUGCUGGCCGGCGGACGGACUCCGGAUGAGUUCGCGACAGUCGUCCGGAGCUACGACAAGCACGACAAAUGCGGGCUGGUGUGGAUACCGCGUGUGGUGGCGUACCGCUGCCGCACCUGCGGCAUCUCCCCCUGCAUGUCCAUCUGCCGGGAGUGCUUCCACCGGGGGGACCACUCCACCCACGACUUCAACAUGUUCCUCUCGCAGGCCGGCGGCGCGUGCGACUGCGGGGACAACUCCGUUAUGAAGGAGGACGGGUUCUGCAGUAACCAUGGCAACAAAUGCCCUCGGCCGGGGACUGCGCCCGCGGAGCUCAUGUGUGUUGCGGAAGCCAUGAUGCCGCGACUUAUACUUCGACUACUGCAGCACUUUCGAGAGAACAGCUUCGGUCCACAAGCGAACUCGGACACAUACCGCAUCGCGGUGCAGGAGUGCGAGGGGUUCGUUCAGAUGCUGAUGGAGUUCAACAACAUGGGCGACCUGAUGCGCUCGGCAAUGACCAAGGCGCUUAUUAACCCACAAAUGUACAGAAACUUAGUGGAGCCGCCGUUCCCGGAGACGGAGUACGGCUGCUACAUGGCCGAGUCCAACAAAAUGUACGAGAAGGCCAUCGAGUCGUUCCCUGCGCCUGAGCCGCCUGAAGAGUACCGCAACCUGCCAGCCCUCGCGCCGCGGCUGCAGCACAACACGUUGUUGGACGAAUUCAUCUUCUGGACGUUCAAGUACGAGUUCCCGCAGAACGUGGUCUGCUUCCUGCUGAACAUGCUGCCUGACCAGGACUACAAGGAACACCUGACCCGCACAUUCGUGAUGCACUACGCGCGGAUCCCUCUAGUCCUGGAAGCGGCCGCGGACCCGGACACGCUAUCCAACAGAGUUGUCCACAUGUCUGUCCAGCUGUUCUCCAACGAAGCGUUAGCCCUCCGCUGCGUCCAACAGUUGCACCUACUCCACGUCAUGGUGCUGUCUUUGCGGCUCAUGAUGGGGAAAAUCCUAGUACAAAACACCCUGCAUGACCCCGAUAAGAACUUCCACUACGUGAUAGACUGUACCAGGAGGGUGAUGAAGGAGCAUUGUUACUGGCCACUGGUGUCGGAUUUCAACAACGUGCUGUCGCAUAAAAGUGUUGCGUUGCUGUUUCUACAAGACGAUGCCCUCGUUGAGAUGUGGUUCGAGUUCCUGUCCAUGUUGCAAGGCAUGAACGUGAACAUCCGCGAAGUGGGCGGGCACAUAGAGUUCGAGCCUUCCUCGUACUACGCAGCGUUCUCGUGCGAGCUGGAAGCGGCCGCGUACCCGAUGUGGUCGGUGCUCAACCACCUGACCGCCCCCGAGCACGCGCCGCUGGCCAGGCGCAUCAUCGCCGCCGCCCUCACCUACCUGCAGGAGUGGCUCGACGCGGUGCACUUCACGCGGCCGCAGGUGGAGCGGCCGGAGGCGCAGCACGCGUCGUUCCACUUCCCGCUGCACCGCUACCUGGCGGCCUUCCUGUGCGCCGCCGUGCGCUGCAUGGCCGUGCGGGCCGCCGACGUGCUGCCGCCGCCCGACCUGCUGGCGCUGCUGGCCGUGCACCCGCUGCGAGUGCAGAGCCUCUUCUACGAGAUCCUAGCAGGCGUAUGGGUACGCAACGGCCUACAGAUCAAGGGGCAGGCGAUGACGUACAUCCAGGCUAACUUCUGCAACAGCAUGGUCGACAUGGACAUCUACUGGCUGCAGAUCUGCGCCGCGCAUCUGCCCGCCGACCAGUUCCUCGAUAUGUGUAUUGAUAUGUUCGGAGUACGGGAGUGGCUGAGCAUGGCGCCGAUGUCGCCGGUGCAGGCUAUAGAGCAAGACGCUAUGGUGGAAGGGCUUCUCACCUUCCUCGCCAUACUCGUCUCUUCUAGGACCAACCUUGGUAAUGAUGAGCUAACCCAAUCCCGCUUAGAAGUGAGCACCCUCCUCGCGGCUGGAGACAAGACACACUCGCAACUACUGGAGCUGAUGCCAGAACGUUCUGGUAACGCGCACACCAGAAACUUCGAGACUGUGCUCAAAGAGUUAUCAACAUACAGACCACCUCCAAAAGGCUCGGAGAACUUGGAGCAAGGUCUCUUCGUGCCGAAGCCAAUCGUGUGGCAGCAAUACUACGACCCUCUUCACGUGUUGAGACGAGCCGUGCACCGGAGGGACUUCCACGCUUCCAUGGAGCGCUUCACAGCCUACGUCCGCGAGAAACAGAAGACCUCAGGCAGCAUGUCGAGCGGCGGCAGCGAUGGUGGCAGCGGCAGCGACAACACUGCUGGAGGCGCGCUGUGGCCGCCGCUACGACCUGCUGGGCCGCCACCACCCGGCGCUGGGGACCCACGCGCUUUAUGUGCUUCCGGCGUGCUGCACGGCGCGCUGCUGGCCGUGCUGCACCGCGGCGUGCACCGGCGCCAGCCCGACGCCGUGUCGCCGCACGCGCCGCCCGACCACGUGCUGGCGCUGGCCGUCUACCUGCUGGAUGUGGCCGCCGAGCUGGCGGCCGAGCGCGCCAAGGAACAUAACCGCGACGUGUGCGUGGCGGGCGCGGCGGGCGCGGGCCGCGCCAGCGUGGCGGGCGCGCCGCUGCUGGGCGCCUUCCCCGGCGCCGCCAUCUGCGACAACGCGCGCACCUACGUGGCCGCCGUGCCGCCGCCGCGCGCGCCGCCUGCACCCCACCACUACCCCGCGCACUACCACUCCGACAGUGACGGCGAAUGGGAGCCUUCGGAAUGUGAAACAGCGCCCGUGCCUAUACCAGCCACCAGCACUGCGUUAGCCGUGCCACCACCGCUGCAGGUGGCCCGGGGUGAUUCUAUGCCAGACGACCAAUCAGACGCGGGCGGAGAUGCUCCGCAGAUACGAGCGCUAGAGUAUGUGAUCCAGGGUGGAGAGAGUCAAGCGCUGGCGUUACAACUGAGCGAGACAGAGAUGGAUGCGGAUACGCAGCUGACACUUGCACUGGCUGCAUCGGAAGCUGAGCCUGACACGCCUUCAGCUGUGCCUUAUGAAAUGGGAGCGCCAGACUGGGAAGUGGCGCUUCGCCAGCAGUCAUCGUCUCGAACACCCGCACUGCCCGCGCCGCCCGAUGCGGCUGAAUCCUCCGAUACACAGGUCCAACUCCAUACGGAACAGGCAGACGAACAGAUCCCGGUGAACGAGUCCAUCAUAUCGCUGCUGCUGAAGCUGCACUCGCAGCUGUCCGGGAGGCUGGACUCAUUCUCCCUGGACGAGACACAGCCCGCCACCGCCGAGCCCAUUGGUGACGGGCCGCACUUCAUCGGGCAGGUGCUGCGCAAGCUGGCGCGGCUGGACGCGCGCUGCGCCGCCGCCAUCGGCCACGUGCGCCAGUCCAUGUGGCCGCACCAGCGGGAGCGGCAGGCGGAGCAGAGGGCCAGAGAACGCCGCGAGAAAGAAGAGCGCUCCCGACGCGCCCGUGAACGCCAACAGCAACUGAUGCGCGAGUUCCAGCGGCAGCAGGAGCAGUUCAUGUCGGCCAUGCAGAACAUGGAAGCCAGCGACGCGGGCGCCAUGGACUGGGAGGAGGAGGCCGUGGAACAGGACUACGACUGCGUCAUCUGCAACACCACGGCGCGAACCACGCCGCAGGACCCCAUCGGGCUGGUCGUGUUGCUGCAGUCGACGUCAGUGCUGGGCCACCGGCGCCGCGCGGGCACGGGCGACGCGCGCCUCGCCCUGUCGGAGGCCGAGCGCGCCCGGCUGGCCGCGCAACACGACACCACCGCCGCCGCGCACCACUACAGGCUGCACGAUGACUUACAUCAACAUUUUGACCAGGAGUCGUGGCUGGUGUCGGUGUCGGUGGGCUGGGAGGGCGGCGUGCACGUGGCGUCGUGCGGGCACCACCUGCACCUGCGCUGCCUGCACGCCUACCUGCGCUCGCUGGCCGCGCCGCAGCGCCCGCACAACCUGCACGUGGACCGCGGCGAGUUCCUGUGCCCCGUGUGCCGGCAGCUCGCCAACAGUGUGCUGCCGCUAGCGCCGACGCCGGCGCGGUCCGCGCGGCCGCCGCCCACCGAGCACGACGUUUUAGCUGCACAAGUACUCGCCAUGCUUGAAAAGGAACAUCCACCACCGCCCCCAAGCAAACUAUCAGAAGCGAUGGGCAAAGCGAUGGAAGACAUGACAGCGACAGCGGGAGGCAAGCUGAAGCAACGUUAUGGUUCCUCUCCUGCAGCCAUCUUCACCUUCGUAGCCUCACUAGUACGGACGAAUUUGGAGUGCGAACUUGUACAGCGCGGGGGUACCUUGCAAGCUCACCCCGCACCUCGCUACAAGCCUAGGAAUGAGUGUAUAGUGCCGCUGAUCGUGGUGGCGAGCGCGCACGCGCGCGUGCUGUGCGCGGCGGGCGGCGCGCUGGGCGCGGCGCGCGCGUGGCGCGGGCUGUGGCCGCCCGCCGCCGGCGCGCCGCCCACGGGCCGCAGCUCGCCGCCCGUGCCCGCCGCGCCCGCGCGCCCCGUGCCGCUGCUGCUGCGGGACCCGCUGGCGCUGCUGGUGCAGCUGCUGCUGCUGGCGCCGCCCAGCCCGCCGCAUAUUGACAUGCAACACUUCACGUGCAUAGUCCGCGCUCUGUACGCGCUGACGUACUACCAGAUCGUGUGCCAGUUCUGCGCCAACGCCAGCGCCGAGGGCCGCGCCGCGCUCGCAGCCGCGCCCCGCGCCGGGGAGCCGCAAGGGCUGAGGCAGGCCGCCAGACUGUUGUUGUCGGCGCUGGCUGGCUCCGAGUUGUUCACGGAGGACGGGCCGCCCGCGUCACCGGCGCCUAGCAGCGAUCAACCUGAUAUUGCCAGCAUGGAGAGACAGCUGCAAGAGCUGCUGCUGCCGUUCGUGCGCAUCGCGGCGCUGCUGCGGCACCACCUGUACGGCGGCGCGCUGCCAGAGGUGGUGUCCCCGCGCUCGGAGUUCGUGCGGCUGGCGUACUACCUGGAGCUGGUGACGGACGGCAUGGAGUGGGGCUCGUGGUCGGCCGCCUGCGCGCUGCCGCCGCGGGCCGAGCUGGCGGCGCGCGCCUGGGCGCGCGAGCUGGGCCACGCCGCGCACCGCGGCCAGCUGGUGGUCCGCCGCCUCCUCCGCUCGCUGCACGUGGAGUGGUCCCAGCCGGCGCUGCUGGCGCUGCCCCGCGACUACGACCGCCUGUUCACGUACUACCACGAGCGCGUGUGCCUCCAAUGCGGCGCCGUGCCCAAGGAGGCCUCCGUGUGCCUGCUGUGCGGCACCCUCGUGUGCCUCAAGCAGCCCUGCUGCCGGCAGCACCAGGUGGCCGAGGCUGUUCAGCACGCUAUGGAAUGCGGUGGCGGUACGGGCAUCUUCUUAGUGGUCACCUCUACGUACAUUAUCGUCAUCCGCGGCCGCCGCGCCUGCCUGUGGGGCUCGCUCUACCUCGACGACUACGACGAAGAGGACCGGGACCUCAAACGCGGCAAGCCCCUGUACCUGAGCCAGGACCGGCUGGAGCUGCUGCAGGCGCAGUGGCUGGCGCACCGCUUCGACCACACCAAGCGCACCUGGGUGUGGCACCGGGACUCGCUCUGAGCGCCGCCGACGUGAGCUAUCACACUGGAUAGUGAUCAAGAAUUUGAAUAGACAUCAACUUUGGGGGUUCACCAAUUAUAAAAGUAACAAAUAGAAUAAACAAAUUUUAGUUACUACACAAUACAUACAUAAAUAUAUGAUUACUGACACGAAAUCAGCAUAUUAAGGGGUUGAAGGCCACAUUAAAUCAAUUUAUCUAAACAAGCUAUAUUUAUAAUUAUACAUUUAUAUAAUAGUAAGUGUGCAAUUCCAACAAAUGUAACAUAGCAAUAUUCUUCUUUUAAAUGAAUUGCUUCAAUGUGGCCUUUAUAAACCCCCCAGACAUACUAAUACCCACAUUUAAUAACAAUUAUUUUUAUAAAUCUCGUGAUAUUAUUUAAAAAUGCCACUAAUUUCUUGUUACAAUAAACUCGAUUAUUGUUUUCCUCGACAUGCAAUAACAUUUUUGUUAUUAUGUUCCCUUGUAUUAUACAUGUAUUAACAUAAAAUAUAUUUUUUCUGCGAUAUUUAUUUGUCCGCGCCAACGCUAUUUUUUCCUUUCUCUAACGAUGUUAAACUAUAUGGCCUCGCCGCAUCAGACUUAUCUAUGCAUCUAUCCUUUUCUGUCACUCAGAGCAUAAAGAGCGGGAGUCCGAUCGCUUCGUUGUUCCGCCGCGUGCCUUGUCUCGCUCUAACAAAUGACAAUUCUGCGGUAAACCAUAGGAAAGUGUAAAAAUGUUGUUCAACUCUUAAACUACCUUUAUGUCUUGCCUAGUGUAUAUUAUAAUGGUGCCUAUGCGUGCGGACACAAACUUAACCGACUUUCAGUGUGACAGCUCAUAAACUAUAGCUGUCCUUCACUUACAAUACGUGCAAGAAAGUGAUGUACCUAGUUUUAGUCAAAAUUAAGUUGGUGGCUGCCCGAAUCGACACCAUUGUAUGCCCAAAUUGUUGGUGGUAUUAGAAAUGUUAUGCUCAGACGAUUUCAAAAUUAUUUGAUCUCUCAAAAACUGGAUGUUAUCAGUUUAAUCUUGCUUUGAGACAAAUUGUACAGUUUUUUUUUAUUUAUAACUUUGUUUUUAAGGGUGCAGUCCUCCCUUUACUACCAGACGAUGUUCUAUCGUCAACUUUGGUAACUAGUUUUCGACUCGGACACAGGCUGCUGGCGCACUAGUGUUAGCAUUCGGAAUGGACCCUAGGUGACGUAGGUGUGGGCCGCGCCCUGUGCCCGACAUUGUAUAUAGCCGUCAAUUAGACACGUCCGAUGGGUGUUGUUAGGGCUGUGAAUGUGUAAAUUUUACUUACUUCCUCUGUUAACACGGUUGACGAUGAAUUUUUAGAUUUAAAAUAUUAAAUUAUUAUUUUAUUUUUUUCCAUAUUUUUAUAUAGGAUACAAGCUAUUACGAUGAUACUAGCUAGUAGUCGCUUGCGAGCCAAACCAAAUACCGAGGUAAAGUUUGACACACUACAUCGGUCGCGUCACCGUUCGAUGUGAGUCAACCUUUAUAUUGCGAACAGCUUACCGCUUGGAUCAGAGUCACAAGCUGCUUACAAAUUAUACCAUAAAUAUAACGAAGUUAUGGUAUAUAGUUUAAGAUCUGAUAAAUAAUAUUGUGCAAUUUGGAGGCCUUCAUUAUAUACAUUGGUUUUCGUUUGUAUAGUAAUAUUGUUCUAAUUUGAUACCCACGGGAUGAUGGGAAGAGUAAAUGAAAAUUACAGUAAAUGCAAGUAUACGAACAUUUUCUGUCUUUGUUUGCGAUCGUCCCUUUGUCUCUUAACAGUUGUCAAUAAAAGUACACAUUCAGGUUUAGAAUGUCGAAUUCUUAAUAAUUAUACUUAGGUAUGUACGUAGUUGUUACUAAAUUUUGUAGUUUGAAAGGUAUUACUUGUGUUAGAGGAUAGUGUUUGGUUUUCUUAUGUAUUUGCAACGAACGAACCUACAAUACUUGUUGAUCCCGUCAUAGAUAUGCUAGAUUACCUGGAUUGCUGUUAUUUGAGACGCAUUGCAAUCUGACACGAGUUGUUAAACUGUGAACAAAAAUCUGUUUAUUCAUCUAAAUGUUAAAGUUUAUUUUUCUAUACCCUAUUUAACGUAGCAUGAUUAGUGAUAUAUCUCUCAUCUCUCGUACUUAACUGAAUACUUUCAAGCGCGGAUCAGACAUCUCUCGUCUCUUUCGCACUAGGCGAUGUGCAUAUCUCUGUCCUGUUCUAAUCAUGCUACUUCAUAGGGUAUGUUAUGUUUAGUGUGUAAAUUAAUGGUUUCUCUACAACUCAUUGUUAAUCGCGGUUCGAUAUUAUUUCUUGUGAAGAAAAUUGCAAGACGCUUGUUCAAUAUAAUUUGGAGCAGUUGACGGAUAUUGUAUAGAUUGAUCGUGUACAGUGCCGCCGGAGUGCCCUCGCAGAGCAGAAUGACGCCUAUUGUUAACAUUGUAUGUAUUGUUCUUGUAUAUAUUCAAUCAUUAAAGUUGUUGAUAUUUC
This is a messenger RNA of Pectinophora gossypiella (pink bollworm), 8488 nucleotides long. RefSeq names its product E3 ubiquitin-protein ligase Ubr3 (gene Ubr3). Gene Ontology annotation, molecular function: zinc ion binding; ubiquitin protein ligase activity. The record is from RefSeq and is a predicted model, not a curated record. Gene Ontology annotation, biological process: ubiquitin-dependent protein catabolic process via the N-end rule pathway; protein ubiquitination. The transcript has 35 exons. The coding region runs from base 308 to 6031 and encodes 1907 amino acids. Lineage: Eukaryota; Metazoa; Arthropoda; Insecta; Lepidoptera; Gelechiidae. Gene Ontology annotation, cellular component: cytoplasm; ubiquitin ligase complex.